AUUCAUUAUAAAUUUGACUUUUUAUUUUUAUUUUUUUUUUUUCUUUUUAAAUUUACAUUUGCCAUAUAAAUAAAUAUAUAUUUUUUCAAUAUAUAUCAUAUACAUAUAUACAUAUUAUAAUCUGCUAAUGGCAAACGAUUGGAUUACAAUCUUUGACAAUACACAAGAAGCAAGAGUAGUUUAUGUCUCAGAAAGCAUCACGGAUUACACUGGUUGGGAGCCUGAAGAUGUAAUCGGCAGAGAAGCCUAUGAACUCUUUCACCCUGGUGACCACAAUAGUCUUCGUAAGGUUCAUUUAGUUAAUAAGGACGGUUCCUAUAUUAAGAUCGAAACUAUCGUUCACUACUGUCAUGACGUCAUUAUUGGUUGUAAUUUUCUGUACGAUAGUGAUAGUUUGGAUCACAAAGCACGAGUAAACUCAGUAGAUGAAAUCUUUAUUUGUCAUCCUGAUGGUUCACUUCAAUUGGCGGGGGCCUGGAACAACCGUCAAGAGGAUAUUUCGUUAUCCCUAGAAAAGGUUUGGAAUAGAAAGAAUCAUCAAAUUAUUUUGAAUCAGGAACGCCGGUUUUGUCUGAUCUUGAAUAGAUUUGCGGAGGCUCUUAAUAUUGUUUUAUGCUUCCAAACCGUCAAUAAGACCAUUGGAACACCCCUUUUAAAUUUUGUACAGGAGAAUGAUUUACCAUCACUUUUGACUCAAACUAAUUAG
Molecule: messenger RNA, 706 nt
Organism: Cokeromyces recurvatus
Lineage: Eukaryota; Fungi; Mucoromycota; Mucoromycetes; Mucorales; Mucoraceae
Exons: 3
Coding region: 128-706 (192 amino acids)
Biological process (GO): regulation of DNA-templated transcription
Source: RefSeq, a predicted model, not a curated record